This is a messenger RNA of Sinocyclocheilus rhinocerous, 918 nucleotides long. Its product is annotated as 32 kDa beta-galactoside-binding lectin-like. NCBI's taxonomy places the organism in Eukaryota, Metazoa, Chordata, Actinopteri, Cypriniformes, Cyprinidae. Gene Ontology annotation, molecular function: carbohydrate binding. Bases 1 to 918 code for a protein of 305 amino acids. The transcript is spliced from 7 exons. The record is from RefSeq and is a predicted model, not a curated record.
AUGCUUACUGUAUUCACAUCUCAAACACAGUCCGCAAAUACUGAAGGGAUUACAAUCACGGGGGGCUUGAAGGAAGGGAAGACUGUUAUCAUAAUUGGACGUAUUUCGUCAAAUGCUAACACGAAUAUUACUGUUACAGAUGAGGCUCCCGUACCGCCUCCUCCGCACCACCAGAGGGAACUGUCCCCAGAAUCAAAUAUCAACCUUAAGGAUGGUUCUCAUCCCGCUGCUAGAACUGCUCUGUGCAUUAGCCCACACUUUGAGAAUGACCACCCACAUAUAGUGUACAAGACCUUCCAAAACGAUAGUUGGGACUCAGAUCAACCCACUUCUAAGUCUCCUCUCCUCCAAGGCCAACUGUUCACCAUCAAGAUCCUUGUCACCACACAGGCAUAUAAGAUAAGUGCCAAUGGGGAAGACUUAAUGGUCUAUAAUCACCGUAUUCCAUUCACUCAAAUGAACACCAUCUUAGUGGAGGGAAUGGAGCUGGAUUUCAUUGGCCAUCUGAAUCUUGUGGUGGCAUCGUACAAAAAAGAAGUGGUUGAUGGACUAAAGCCUGGCAAAAUCAUUGUAAUUUAUGGAAUUGCUAACGCCGACUGUAAAAGGAUGGAGAUUAAUCUGCGCCACAGAUAUGGGAUUGCAUUUCACUACCUAUGCCGUUUUGAGGAGAAUGCAGUUGUCCGCAAUACCUGGCAGAACGGGGGUUGGGGGACAGAAGAAAAGAGUCAAGACAUCCCUUUUAAAAAUGGAGAGUUCUUUGAGAUCAAAAUCACCUGCAAAGCAGAGCAGUACGAUGUGUCAGUGAAUGGCCAGCAAGCACACACUUACAAGCAUUGCUUUACUAAACUGGAGGACAUCGAUGUUAUUGAAGUUUGUGGAGGUCUACAAUUGUUUUCUGUGGAAGCCAAGGAUCCAUAG